Lathyrus sativus (Indian pea) is the source of this 1869-nucleotide messenger RNA. Lineage: Eukaryota; Viridiplantae; Streptophyta; Magnoliopsida; Fabales; Fabaceae. The record is from the annotation of a GenBank genome assembly.
AUGUCAUCAACGAAGGACCUCGCGAGAAUCUUCAAUGGCCUCUCCUUAAUCGCUAACGAAUUCGCCAAACGUUCUUUACCCGCCAGAACUUCAGAUUUCGAAACCCUAAUUAAGACCGCUCUUAUUUCCGUCACUAACAUCUCCGGCAUCACUAAGGGAAAGGUCCGCCAAUUCUCCCAACCUCAACCCUCUCCUUCUAACACCACACGCGCUUCUUCUUCUGAUUCUCCUUCCAUUGUUGUUUUCUCCGAUCAUCCUUCUUCUCUGCCUGAUUCAACACCACCACCUCCAGCACCAGCAACAGCAACAGCAUCAGCAACCAUAGAAACCAUAGAAACAGUAACAACCAAUGACAUUUCUGAAGCGAAUCACGCCGUUGAACCUUCCGAAGCAACUGUUUGUACCGUGGCGGUGAAUGAAAGUGAGGUUGUGAGCUCUAGUGAAACGCUUAAGCAAAGUUCACCUAAGAGUGAGGAAGUGCCGUUGAGGAAACGAAGACCCAGGGAGAGGAGGGUUCCUUCUACUCCAUUUACUAGGGCUCUUGGGUUUGCUGGGCUAGGAGCUGGUCUUGCAUGGGGAACAGUUCAGGAAUCUGUCAAGAGGCUUGCCUAUGGUACACCUACUUCGCAAGGCAAUCAAUCUGCACUUUCCCCAUACUUGUCUGAAAAAAAUGCCGAACGAUUAGCUCUUGCACUUUGCAGAAUGCGUGGAGCCGCACUCAAAAUUGGGCAGAUGUUGAGCAUACAGGACGAGUCCCUUGUUCCUCCUCCGAUCCUUGCUGCAUUAGAAAUUGUUCGUCAGGGGGCAGAUGUUAUGCCAAAGAGCCAGCUUAAUCAAGUUUUAAACGCUGAGUUAGGUCCUGACUGGUCAUCAAAAUUGCAUAGUUUUGAUUAUGAACCUUUAGCUGCUGCAAGUAUUGGCCAGGUGCACCGAGCUGUCAUGAAAGAUGGCUUCCAAGUUGCAAUGAAAAUUCAAUACCCUGGUGUUGCAGAUAGCAUUGAGAGUGACAUUGAGAAUGUGAAGCUUCUUUUAAACUAUACAAAUCUAAUUCCCGAAGGACUUUAUCUUGACAGAGCAAUUAAGGUCGCCAAAGAAGAAUUAUCUCGGGAGUGUGAUUACAAGUUGGAGGCAGCAAAUCAGAAGCGAUUCCGAGAUCUUCUUGCUGGCACAGAAGGACUUUAUGUUCCAAUAGUUCGGGAUGAUACUUCAAGCAGAAGAGUAUUAACUACGGAACUUGUUCAUGGAAUUCCAAUUGACAAAGUGGCAUUACUGGAUCAGGAAACUCGUAAUUAUAUUGGGACCAAGUUGUUAGAACUCACAUUGAUGGAGUUAUUUGUAUUCCGAUUUAUGCAGACUGAUCCUAAUUGGGGUAAUUUCUUAUAUAAUGAAGCUACGAAGACAAUCAAUCUUAUUGAUUUUGGAGCAGCACGAGAUUUCCCAAAAAGUUUUGUUGAUGAUUAUCUAAGAAUGGUUGUAGCAUGCGCAAAUGGCGAUAGUGAUGGUGUCAUUGAGAUGUCUAAGAGGCUUGGGUUCCUCACUGGAAUGGAAUCUGACGUGAUGCUCGAUGCCCACGUACAAGCUGGUUUUAUUGUGGGGUUGCCAUUCUCAAAACCUGGUUUAUAUGACUUCCGAUCAACCAAUAUUACUCAAAGCCUUAGUCACCUUGGGGCAACAAUGCUGAAGCACAGACUCACUCCUCCGCCUGAUGAAGCCUACAGUCUGCACAGAAAACUUUCCGGUGCUUUUUUGGCAUGCAUCAAGAUUGGUGCUGUUGUCCCUUGUAGAGAACUAUUGCUUGAAAUGUAUAAGCAUCAUAAGUUUGGUGAAGUAAAUGAUGAGUUAUUAUCCAGUGGCUCAGUGUCUACGUAG